AUGUUGCUAACCCGUUUCGCUUUCAUUGCUUCUUUGGUAUCUAUGGCCUUGGCAAAAGGUUCAUUCAUGCCUUACUUGCCAGAAGAAGUGUUGGCAGAUUUAGCGAAACGUGAUCCGUCAGAGUAUGAAACUUUUGCUCUCCAAAACAGUUCAUCAACAUUAGCAGAAAGAGGCGCACCAAAUGGCUUAAACGGAAUUCAAGACAGAUGCACUGCUUCUCAUUGUGUUUCUCCUUCGUUUGAUGAUGGUCCAUACAAUAACAUGCGCAAGAUCGUUGAUACUGCCGAUGCAGCAGGAUUCAAAGUUACAUUCUUCGUCAAUGCAAACAAUUACGAUUGCAUAUACAACGAAAGACGUGUUGCCGAUUUGAAAUACGCUUAUUCUCAUGGUCAUCAAAUUUGUUCACAUACUGCCUCUCAUCCUCAUUUGAAUUCUUUGACACCCGCUCAAAUUGAUACGCAAGUUCAAGUUGUCGAGACUGCAUUGUACAAAAUUUUGGGCGUUGUGCCUGCUUGCAUUCGUCCACCUUAUGGAGAAGCAAAUCAAGCCGUUGUUGAUCAAUUGAACAACAAAUGGGGAUACGUUGUCAUUAACUGGAAUUUCGAUACUCAAGACGCAGACGGAGCCACAGUAAAAUACUCCGAAUCCGUCAUUGAUAAAAUCAAAUCACCAAAACAUGCAAUCAUUUUGAUGCACGAAACAGUCGAUACGACAGCAAACACAGUUUUCCCUUAUGCUAUCAAAAAGCUUCAACAAAACGGUUAUCAAACAAAAGAUUUCUAUACCGUUCCAAACGGAUUAAAAUUCAACGGAUACAAAGUUGUCGGUAAACCAAGUCAACGUGAUUCUUCAUGGACUUGCAAAGGAAUGCCACAACCAAGUGAUAAUUAG
Molecule: messenger RNA, 891 nt
Organism: Meira miltonrushii
Lineage: Eukaryota; Fungi; Basidiomycota; Exobasidiomycetes; Exobasidiales; Brachybasidiaceae
Product: glycoside hydrolase/deacetylase
Exons: 1
Coding region: 1-891 (296 amino acids)
Biological process (GO): carbohydrate metabolic process
Molecular function (GO): hydrolase activity, acting on carbon-nitrogen (but not peptide) bonds
Source: RefSeq, a predicted model, not a curated record